AUGGCGCAUGAGCCAGCUUGUGUCAUUCGUUAUGCCGAUGGCGAUGAAGAGGAGUGGCCUAUAGAGCCAGAACUACUAGCAGCAGCUCGUGUGUCGAGCCGUUCUGCCGCAAGGCCUCUCCAGCGUCCAAGCUAUUUGUUUGAAGGUCUGCGUGCACAGCCCUUCUGGCCAUUUGAGACCUUUCCAAAGGUCGUGGCUUUGCUGGAGGCUUGUGCACCGGAUCUGUCCGAAGAGGUUCAGACUCUUCUGGAAGAUGAAUUGUCUGACUCCAGCGAGGAGUCAGGGACAUCCUUGUCAAGGACGCAAGAAGCCAAGAGACGCAAGACUACAAAGGCUGAUGAGAAAGCAGAAUCAAGUUCGCCUUGGCAACAGCAAGGAGAAGGCUUACAUCAAGGUGUUUGGCUGAAGUUGGAGAUUUGGGCCAAAGGAGGCCUCGUCUCCUCUGCGAAGGCUGUGCCACGGGCCAGUGCAGCUAUUUCUGCGGCAAUGGCUACAGGUGAAGCCAUGGCUUUUGCACCUGGCCGGGCAGCGUUGUCCUACAUGAUGUGUGGGGUGGACGUGUCGCCACAUUGCGGGCCGACGAAUCACCGUUUGAGGCUCCACUUGCCUUUGCUGCUUCCCAAGAAAGCCUCACGCUCCGCAGGACUCACGGUGGCCGGUGAGGCGCGCGACUGGGAGCUUCACAAGUGUUUGAUUUUCGAUGACAGCUUCGAGCAUGAAGUCAAGUUGCCAACCUUCACCGAGCCGGAGGUCCGUGACAGCCUGUUAGAUGAAACCAGAGUUGUGCUGCUCUUAGACUUGUGGCAUCCUGAUGCAGGCUUUCUCAAAGAAACUGCUGAAAGCAGAGCUCUGCCAAGAGCAAAAGAACUCAGCGACAAGAGACUUCAAAGCCGCUGA
Cladocopium goreaui is the source of this 897-nucleotide messenger RNA. Lineage: Eukaryota; Dinophyceae; Suessiales; Symbiodiniaceae. The record is from the annotation of a GenBank genome assembly.